Messenger RNA from Branchiostoma floridae (Florida lancelet), 1482 nucleotides. Its product is annotated as acyl-coenzyme A:6-aminopenicillanic-acid-acyltransferase 40 kDa form-like. The record is from RefSeq and is a predicted model, not a curated record. Lineage: Eukaryota; Metazoa; Chordata; Leptocardii; Amphioxiformes; Branchiostomatidae. Bases 328 to 1458 code for a protein of 376 amino acids. The transcript has 7 exons.
UCAAUUACCUGUGUGGCACCAUGACGUCACUUGCCUGGGGGCAUCCCUGACCCCUUACGUCACAGGUCGGGUCCUCCUUUUCCUUGGUGUCACUGGAUUAGUCGGGCACGACUAGGCAUUGUUUACGGGCUGGGCAGAACCGGCAAGACUGGUCUUGCGUUGCGUCAUUUUCUGCACGUGUUUUGUUAGCUGUUCGUUUAUAUAGUCUGUCAAAAGACGAAUCUCGAAGUAAGCAUUGGCCCCGCGCAGCAUUAGGUCUUGUAAAGAAGUAUAAGAAGGACUUGAAGACGUCCUCUACUUGAAGCUGAGUCUUCAGCCGGCGUGGCCAUGUCUGUGCGCAUCCUGCACGUGAGGGGAACGCACCGAGAGGUCGGGCUGCAGGUCGGCAGGACCUUCCGACGGCAGAUCGGGGAGUUUCUGCAGAAAUACGCCAACUUCGGAAAGCUUCUCCUGCCCUACUUCGGAACCACGGAGGGGAGACAAGUGUACGAAGGGUACCUGCAGGUGGCCCAGUCAGUGUACCCACAGUACAUGGAGGAGGUACAGGGGGUGGCGGAAGGAGCGGGGGUGUCAUUUGAACACCUGUUCCUCUUACACUGCCGCCCUGAGAUGCUCCUCAUGCUGAAGAGCAAACAAAAAAAUAUCGACGAAACUUCAGGUUGUACAUCUGUGUUCCUGAACUUCCGCAAUGGCCCUAGGAUCCUUGCUCACAACGAGGACGGCGACGCAAACAUCCAAACGUGUGCGUACGUCAUUGCGGCAAACAUUGCACCGUACCAGCUUCCGAACGGCGACGUUCUUCCAGAGGAGAACUUUACCGCGUACUGCUACCCUGGAGUUUUGCCCGGAGUGGCGUACGCCUACAACUCUCACGGCGUCUGCUUCUCCACUAACGCGCUGCUGGCAAAAACGCUCAAGUGUGACAGGAUAGUUCGCCACUUCAUGAACCGUGCCCUCCUAACGGCCUCCUCCGUAGAACAUGCCGUGGACAUGCUCCGGAACACUCCUGUGGGCGUGGCCAUGGGGUUCGGUAGUAACAUAGCAACACUCCAUGACGACAGUGUGAGGAUGUACUCUGUAGAGUGUGCACCGGUUGAUGGGGAAUCUGGCACUCUGGUCUCCCUACGUGGGAUUGAAGCAGUGGAGAAGGGUUCUGUCGGCCACUACUAUCACUACAACAUGUAUGACCACCUGGACAUACCCCAGUGGCUGACCCCAAGUUCUCUACACCGGAAGUCACGUGCUGAUGAGAUGGACCCAGCCAAGACAGUACAGGACGUGCUCAACUUUCUUGGUGACUCAGAAGACCCAGAGUACCCGAUUUAUCGGCAUGGAACAAUGAAAGAUGAAGUCAUAACUGCAACAACAGCUGUUUUUGACCUUGAAGCUGGAGUGCUAGAGAUUUACACGGACAACCCUAAGUCUCAACUAUCGCCAGACUGCAUUUUCCAUCUCUAAAUAUAACCUGCAAUGCAACAGUAA